GUCCUGUGCGCGCGAGCGAUGCGCAUUCGUAUCAAGGAGGGUCACUCAGGCUAUGCAAUCAGUAUUCAUGAGCUUAUUGUCUCUUUAUAGAAAAUUUGGGAUUCUGACCGAGACACACUGACUUCGUAAAUGACGUGGGAGUGGAGUGACAUAUUUUUCCAUCCGUUAUGGGUGCUUCUAACGGCGAUAUUGGCCAUGAUUGUGCGCGCGCAACGGAAAGGUUCGUGGGACCCGCGCGCUUGUCCAGUGGAGCUAAAGGGCAAAACUGCGAUUGUGACUGGAGCUAACACAGGGAUUGGGAAGUUCGUUGCCCUGGACUUUGCCCGCCGUGGGGCUCGGGUGAUCCUGGCGUGCCGAAACAAGGCUCGUGGGAAUGCAGCACUGCAAGAAAUCCGAGAAUGCAGUGGAAACCAGAAUGUACACCUGCGUCUGCUUGACACCUCGUCACUUGCAUCAGUCCGCCAGUUUGCCGAUCAGAUCUUGGAGGAAGAGAAGGAAUUACACAUACUUGUCAAUAAUGCUGGGGCCUCAGGUCUUCCCAGAGAGAUCACUGCUGAAGGGUUUGAAAUCACGUUUGCAACAAACCAUCUUGGGCCAUUCCUCCUUACCAAUUUGCUUUUAGAUCUGUUGAAGAAAUCCACCCCUGCUCGCAUUGUAAAUGUCUCCUCUGCAAAUCACUGGAAAGGGCAGGUAGACUUUUCUCAUUUCCGUGGGGAAAAUCUAACCCUUGCGCACACUGUGUAUAGCCACACCAAGUUGCACAACAUCAUCUGGACCAACGAGUUGGCACGCCGGCUUCAGGGCACAGGAGUGACAGCAAACUCUCUGCAUCCGGGUGUAGCAAUGACUGAAGUGAUGCGAAACUAUAACAUCAUUCUACGAUUCCUAUUCAACUUGGUCGGCUUUUUCUUCUUCAAAAGCUCUGAAGAGGCAGCAGUCAACACAAUAUACUGUGCAGUGUCAGAUGAAAUGGAAGGAAUAAGUGGGAAAUACUUUGACAGUGAUUGUUCCCUGAUUCUACCAUCACCUCCAGCCAGAGAUCCUGCUCUUGGGGUGAAGGAAUUUGAGAUCUGCGAGAGACUGACAGCUAAACCUUAAAGAAAUUGUUCACCCAAAAAUGUAAAUUCUGUAAUCAUUUACUCACCCAAACCCUUAUGACUUUCUUCUUUAGAUCACAAAAUGAGAAGUUGUGCAGAAUGUCCAAACUGCUCUUUUCCAUACAGUGAUAAUUAUGAUAAUUUGGAUUCUGCAGAAUACAUAUAUGGUAUUGUACAAAAACAAAAUGCAGUCGCAAAUAAUGAAAUUCUGACCACCAACUGUCCCAUAGGCGGAAAUCGCAGGGGGGUCGGGGGAGUCAGGACCCCCCCCCCCCUAUCUGAGGGUUGUCCCCCCCUAAAAUAUCAUUAAAAUAUGUGUAUUGUAAAUAAUAUAAUGAUAUAUUCUUAAAAUAAUUGUUUAAGAAAUAAAAUAAUGCAAAUGCAAACGGUGCAACAACAAAAAACCCUUCAAAAAUUGCUCUUGAGAAUUGUUAUGUUUAUUGUCCCCCCCAACAUUUUCAUGAAAUUUUCGCCCCUGACUGUCACACUUACAAAGUUACUCUUCUGUUGUAACUUACAAGUCAUUUAGAACAGUUACAACAAUUGCGUUUCAUUGGAACAUUUUGAUUCUGAUUCAUGCACAAAUGUUUGACAUUUGACGGGUGGCAGGAAAUCCUUUUUUUGUGGCUUUGCGAAAUAUUCUCUUCUGGAGUGAUUUGUUUAGGAGAAGCAUGUCAAAAAAUUGCAAUGGCAUUGAAUUCCCUCUGUAUUGCUGUUCAUUAACGAACACCAAAGAAUAGAUUUUAGACUUUGUUUUUUACACAAGUUUAAAUAAGGCAUUACAUACUAUGACAACAUGUAGGUAAAGUUCAGCUCAUGUUUAGCAUAUGAUAAUGCUAAAGAUGAAUCACUUUCCACUACACUGAAAAACAAAGUGGUAACCUCAAUCUAUUUUUAGAUUAAAUUCAAAUUGCAUUGCUUGAUUGCAUCCAUUUUUAGGUAAAAAUUUUCAGGCAAAAUAUUUUCCUUGAGCACUUGACCAUACAAUCAUAAUAAUAAAAUAAACAUUUAUAUUAUUCUUGAGCACUCUAAUCUCUGUCAGAUAGUAUUUUUUUAUGUAACUGAAACUUUGUAAUGCAGCACUAGGAAAAUACUCCUAUGUUUUCAAUGUUAUUUUCAUGAUUUCUACAAGCUAUAAAAUGCAAAAUAAAAGCAAUAUUUUAGAAAAACAUGGAAAUGUAUUAUGUGGGUCCUAAUGUGUUGGGUCAUCAAUGAAUUCAUUUUAGAGGUAUAUUUAUACGCUUGCCCUUUUUUAGGGUCAAACAGAUUAAAUAACAGCAUUGAUUUGAAUACAAAUGUAUUUAAGUUAAUUUAGAUGUUACCACAUUAUGCAAUAUUUUAUGCUACCAGAUAACUAUUUUAUUUUACAGUGUACAGACACAUCUAAAGGUUUCAACAAAUGUUCUCUAUCUGCUGUUGGAUGUUUAGCAAAAUAAUAGUUUAAAGCCUCCAUAAUUGACAAAUACGUUCAAAUCUCGGCUUGUAUUCUAUUAUUUUUUCAUCCAGAAGGCUGACAGUCACACAGAAAAAAAUAUUUUUACCUAAACAUUUUCCUCAUUUAGUAAAUAUUGGUUUCUAGUAAAAAAGGAACAUGUCUGAAAUCAACCUUGACUUCAUGAGGUUACAGCAAAAAAACAACAAUAAACAGGUUACCACUUUUUACAGUACAACUAGACAACAUGUACUGUGAGAAACAUUCAACUCGCAUAUAUGUACGCAUGUAACAACUCACACAUACAUGAACGGAUGUGACUGCACAAAAAUAUGUAGUCCCUUAAGGUUUUAAAGCCAAUUGUGGAAUAAUAUAAAUAAGGUUGAAAUAAGUUUAUCAUAGCCAUUUGGUAUAUUAAAUGACAAUAUUUAUUAAUACAGUACUAUUAAUAUGUAAACAUUUGUUGUGAAACUGCUUUCUACAGUAUUAAUUCAGGAUCAAUCAGAUGCCAUAUUACAGG
Molecule: messenger RNA, 3049 nt
Organism: Xyrauchen texanus (razorback sucker)
Lineage: Eukaryota; Metazoa; Chordata; Actinopteri; Cypriniformes; Catostomidae
Exons: 6
Coding region: 130-1098 (322 amino acids)
Source: RefSeq, a predicted model, not a curated record